Messenger RNA from Metarhizium brunneum ARSEF 3297, 2610 nucleotides. It is a transcript of the gene KHA1, whose product is annotated as K(+)/H(+) antiporter 1. Lineage: Eukaryota; Fungi; Ascomycota; Sordariomycetes; Hypocreales; Clavicipitaceae. Gene Ontology annotation, cellular component: membrane. Gene Ontology annotation, molecular function: antiporter activity. The record is from RefSeq and is a predicted model, not a curated record. Gene Ontology annotation, biological process: proton transmembrane transport.
AUGUCGGCCAUUUCAUCGAUUGUCUCAGCUGCCACCGCGACGCUGUCUUCGCCCACAGCUACCUCCACCCUUCGCGCGUCAAAUCAAGGUGGCAUUAUCGAUGGAGCAAACCCCACGAAAUACAACCCCAAGGACCCCAUUAUCCUAUUUAUUAUCCAGACGGUGCUGAUCGUCACCGUGUGUCAUCUCCUGCAUUGGCCAUUGUCAAAAAUUCGACAACCUCGGGUCAUCGCUGAAGUUGUCGGUGGCAUUAUUCUCGGUCCCUCGGUCAUGGGACGUAUCCCUGGCUUUCGACAGGCCAUCUUUCCCGACGCUUCGUUGCCCAAUCUUUCCAAUGUCGCAAACCUAGGAUUGAUUUUGUACUUGUUCCUUAUCGGACUCGAAACCGAUGUCCGAUUUCUGAUUAGCAAUUGGCGAAUCGCGACCUCUGUUGCCGUUGCAGGGCUGGCUCUUCCUUUUGGCGUUGGCUGUGCGCUGGCAUAUGGUGUGUAUCAUGCAUUCCGCAGUGACGAGGGAUUGGUCCCAAUCAAGUUUGAGGUCUACAUGCUCUUCAUUGGUAUUGCAGUUGCAAUCACGGCCUUCCCGGUCCUGUGUCGUAUUUUGACGGAGCUCAAGCUUCUUGAUACCAACGUCGGCGUCAUCACCCUCUCUGCUGGUGUUGCAAAUGAUGUCGUCGGGUGGAUUCUCCUUGCCUUGUGUGUGGCGCUUGUAAAUGCUGGUUCAGGCCUGAACUCGCUUUGGAUCCUACUUUCUGCCACUGGGUUUAUGCUUCUCCUUUUAAUCGUCGUCAAACCUUCUCUUUUGUGGCUGCUGCGCCGCAAUGGAAGCCUCGAACAUGGUCCCUCGCAGAGCAUCAUCUCGCUCAUUCUUCUGAUUGCCCUGGUCUCUGCCUUCUUUACGGGCAUCAUUGGUAUUCACCCUAUUUUCGGCGGCUUCAUGGCCGGGCUCAUCAUUCCUCGCCAGGAUCGAUUCAAUAUCCGUGUUACGGAAAAGCUCGAGGAUCUUAUUGGUGCUUUGUUCUUGCCCCUUUACUUCACCCUCUCCGGUUUGAAUACGAAUUUGGGACUGCUCGAUUCAGGAGCCGCCUGGGGAUACGUAUUCGCUACCACGUUUGCAGCUUUCUUUUCCAAAAUCAUCGGCGCGUCUGUGGCAGCUCGAUUUAGUGGAUUGGUUUGGAGAGAAUCGUUUUCCAUUGGUGUCCUCAUGAGCUGCAAGGGUCUUGUUGAACUCAUUGUACUGAAUAUUGGCUUGCAAGCCAACAUUUUGAGUACCAGAACAUUCACCAUCUUUGUCGUCAUGGCUCUUCUCACCACGUUUGCCACGACGCCGAUAGUGACCGUGCUAUACCCUCCUUGGUACCAGCGGAAGAUUGCCGCAUGGAGACGGGGGGAAAUCGACUGGGACACUGGUGCGCCCAUUUCCUCUGCGUCUAGCUCCGAAGGUCCCAAGGACGACUCCUCCCUUGGCCUCGAAAGGGUGAACCGCCUACUCGUCUACCUUCGUCUCGACAACAUGCCUUCUCUCCUGCGCCUUCUUUCCAUGUUUGGCGACCCCUCCACACCGAGUAGCACUCCCACGCCUUCAGAUACAGGAACUGAUGAGAUUCACGACGUUUCUACUACACCCCCUUCCCGGGACAGGGCUGUCUGGGCCCAUGGCAUCCGUCUCCUCCAGCUUACCGAUCGUGACUCUUCCGUAAUGACAGUCGCCCAAGUUGACGAUUUUAGCCGCCAUGACCCUGUAGUUAACACCUUCCGGACCGUUGGACAGCUGCACAAUCUCUCAGCGUCCGGCGAAGUCGCCAUCAUGCCCGAAACUCGAUUUGCAGAGGCUCUUGUCGCCAAAUCAUACAGCAUGGCUUCAGAUCUCCUCCUUGUUCCUUGGACCGAAACUGGGGACAUGGGCGAUUCACAGAUUUUAUCAUCUACCAGCGUCAACGACAAGAUUGGGUCUUCGUACGGAUCCUUUGUUAAAUCAGUCUUCGACUCACACGACCGAAACGUGGCCGUUUUCUUUUCGCGUAGCGAUCCUGUCGCCGGAGGCAAAGCCAAGAGCGAGGAGCGUGCCAAACUCAUGCGCCAGUACUCAUUUGGUGCAUUGAAGGAAGACUUGCCAAUUGCCCCGGGAUCUAACGAACCAUACCACAUAUUACUACUCUACUUUGGCGAUGAAGACGACAGACUUGCUCUUCACCUCGUUCUUCAGUUGUGUGAGAAGUCCAGGGCAACAGCCACUAUUCUUCGUGCUCGUUCUUCUGUAGGAGCAUCCAACUCUGUCGGGGAUGCUCUAUUCGAAAGGGCAUCAUCCCAAUUACCCGCGUCCGUGGCAUCAAGGGUCAAUUUCAAGACAGAAACGGGCCCAUCUACUGUCGAAGAACUCGUCCAGUACGCAAUAACAGAGACCCAAUCCGGCGUUACUGAGUCCAAGGCAGGCCCUGAGCUGGUCGUCGUCGGUCGCAGGGUGGCCGCCAAGCUGGACGAGGGUAAGCUGACGCACAGGUCGAGGGAGGAUCUGGUACUUUGCCUGGGCAAUCUUGCAGGAAAUUUGGUUGCAGGGGGUGUGAGGGCUGAUUUGUUGGUUGUACAAGCCAAGGCUGCCGAGAACAAGUGA